ACACUAGCACCCACACGAUAAUCACUCUUUGUACUAUAAACAUAGUCUUAUCUGUAGUCGGAAAACUUCUCGAUCGAAAUAAAAAUAUCUUCGCGUCGUUGUCGUUCCGUCCUUCUAGGGUUUACUCAAAGCUCUUUCCUGCUUCCAGUAAAUCAUGAGUCACCAUCCAGAAGUGAAGUGGGCAGAGAGAGAGGAUAAGGUUUACUUAACCGUGCUAUUGCCUGAUGCUAAGGAUGCAAAUGUUAAGCUUGACCCGGAAGGUGUUUUUGAUUUCUCUGCCAAAGCUGGACCAGAGAACCAGCUUUAUGAGCUUAAGCUUGAGCUUAAUGACAAGGUCAAUGUAGAGGAAAGCAAAAUCAACAUUGGGUUAAGAAGCAUAUUCUGCAUCGUGGAGAAAGCAGAGCCGAAAUGGUGGAGUAAGCUAUUGCGUGGAGGGAAGCCUCCUCAUUAUGUUAAAGUUGAUUGGGACAAGUGGGUAGAUGAGGAUGAAGAUCCCGCCACUGGUCCUGGAGAUAUGGAUAUGGGCGGAAUGGGUGGCAUGGGCGGGAUGGAUUUCUCGAACUUUGGUGGAAUGGGAGGUAUGGGUGGGAUGGGCGGUAUGGGAGGUCUCGAGGGGCUUGGUGGAAUGGCCGGGCUUGAAGGUCUCGGUGGAAUGGGCGGUAUGGGAGGGCUUGGUGGGAUGGGUGGUAUGGAAGAAUUUGAAGAUAGUGAUGAUGAAGGAGAAGAAGUCAAGUCUGGAGAGAAAAAGGAGGAAGCUCAAGCUCCUGCAUCAGAGGAAACGAAAACCGAAGAGCAGACAACUGUUAAGAGUGACAAAUGAAGACACUAUCCUUAAACCUUAUGGUAUGGCUGACCAAGAGUUGUUUAUGCGUUUAUGAAAACUGCUGAUUGGUUUGCUCUUUUAAAUCUUUUUUUCCCUCUGCUUUUUACUUCCUGGAUUGUUGUAUUCCCGAUUCGGGUCUUAUAUGGUUUGCUCUUUUUUAUUUUAUCGUUGUUGUUUGUU
Molecule: messenger RNA, 1003 nt
Organism: Raphanus sativus (radish)
Lineage: Eukaryota; Viridiplantae; Streptophyta; Magnoliopsida; Brassicales; Brassicaceae
Product: co-chaperone protein p23-1-like
Exons: 6
Coding region: 155-820 (221 amino acids)
Biological process (GO): chaperone-mediated protein complex assembly; protein folding
Cellular component (GO): nucleus; cytosol
Molecular function (GO): Hsp90 protein binding; protein-folding chaperone binding
Source: RefSeq, a predicted model, not a curated record